CACCACCCCCGUCUUUCAAUACAUACGCUCCCUGUCCUGCUCUCACGCCACAAUCUCUGCUCUACUAUCCGCCACACUCACGUCCAAUCCGUCUGCACACCGUCGACAUAGUUAGCAAGGCUCCCCCGUUCCUUGGCUGGGUCCAGUAGACUGCGCUCCAAUCACAGCGCCGCUCCCAAGACGAACAUACGUCACGUCCCGAUACCCGGAUUCUCUGACGACGUUGAAAGAUGGCAGCCCUGGCUUUCAAGGCUCUGAGCUACGGCGCAGAGCAGAUCCCCGACAAGUUCUUCGAAAAGAUACCCGGCGGCUUCUUCACCCCCCAGGAACAAAAGGAAAUCGAACGGGAACGCAAACAGCGCAAGAAAGACGGCAGGACACGCCACAGGAGCGAAGACCAGUACAGCAAGCGCAGUUCGCGAAGAGCCCCCAGCCCAGCGACGCAGUAUUCAGCUGCUUCGGACGACUCCGACUACGAGCGCGAACGCGAGCGGAGGAAAAGAGAGCGACGGCGAGCAAAGAGCACGGGAAGGACAUCUAGCAGAAGUCCAAGCCGCGGCCGGCAUCGCAGACACAGCAGCGACCUUGACGGUCAGCACAGCGACUCGAGAGAAACAAUGGCGCAGCAUGAGCCGAGACAGCCCUACUUCCCCCCUCCACCCACUUCCGAGUACAAGCCCUACAACCCCCAGGAGUAUAACCCUGGUCCAGCACCCGGCCACCAACACCGGUCGUCUGCAGCCCCCUCGUACGGAUAUGCGCCUCAGGCAGCACCUUCUCCGCCCAGCGCUGUCAAUGUAGACUACGGGCAGUAUGAUGCCCCCAGAGGCCACUCUCGGUACACACCUAGUCCUGUGUAUAAUGCUGCAGCACCUCCAUCUGGCGCAGAUGGGUCCAUUCCUCCCCCGCCAGUAGGCUCCAACUCGCCCCUGAAUCCCUAUCAUUAUACCGAUUUCCCUGCCAGCGGCGCCGGCUACCAGCCAUCUCCGCCGCCAUUCAGUCGUCGACGAUCCAACUCUCAGCCUAGCGGGCCUUAUUCAACCUACGCCGCUCCUCCUGCACGCGAGGAAAUGAUGCAAUACGCUCCGCCUCCGGUAGACGCCUACCGCGGGCAUAGGCAGCGCCACCAAAAUCGGGCCAGGUCUGCAGACUCCCACUCACACCGCUCCCGUUCUGGCAAAGACCAUGGUCGAGAUGAUUCGCGCAUGGCUAAAGUGCGUGGCAGAUUCGACAGUAUGGAUCUUCGCGAGAAGGGCUUGGCGGCGUCGGUGGGAGGUGCGUUGGCGGGUGGUUUUGCGGGCAGGUCCUUGGGUAAAAGUAGACUGACGACGCUGGCAGGAGCAGCAGCGGGUGCUUGGGGGGCUCGGCAACUGGCGACACGGUCAAGAAGCCGAAGCGAUCGCCGCUCCACGUCCCGCUCCCGUUCCCGAUCGCGAGCUCACACGCAGGAUCGGGAACACAGCAAAGGCCCUGGUCUCCGCGCUAGAAGCCGCAGUGUUAUUGACCGCUUCCGCUCCAAAUCGCGUGGUGGCGAAGAGCGUGACUUGCGACGAGACGAUCGCAGGAAUAAUACUAGGUGCGAUCGCCGUCCUGAUCAUGGAUAUGACUAUGGUCGCGAUGAAGACGAGUACGACUACUUUAGCAGCAGCUCCGAGGGCAAUGGCUCGCCUGUGAAGACGAGGCGUCGCAGGAACUACUAGGGUCCCGGCCGACACAAGGGUGCGAAGGUAGUCGAGUGCACAAGUGUAUUACUAUAUCUCUUUCUCUCUUUUUUUUUACACACCUGUCCUCUAUCUUGUUUGUUGGUCUUUGCUUUCCAUUGUGCUGUUUGAAAGCGUUUGGGUAUGGAUCUACAACAGAGAAGAGGGCCUUGAUGACUUAUGAUAGACG
Molecule: messenger RNA, 1890 nt
Organism: Exserohilum turcica Et28A
Lineage: Eukaryota; Fungi; Ascomycota; Dothideomycetes; Pleosporales; Pleosporaceae
Exons: 3
Coding region: 231-1700 (489 amino acids)
Source: RefSeq, a predicted model, not a curated record